CAAGCAACGGUCUAACUGAACGACUAUGUCGAAACACAGGCUAUCACCAGCCCCUUUACCUGCUGCAAAGCGACAGCAUACUAGCUCAGAGCAGACAAUUGUGUCGGCACCAUUGCUUAAUUUCGACUCGUUCCUGUAUGACGAGCUUGUUCUCGUCAUCUUUUCGUACCUUUCCUGGACCGACCUUUGCAGCAUCCAACCUACCAAUAGACUCUGGGCUCGUCUUGCUUCGGACAAUCAGCUGUGGAAGAACCAAUUCAUUCGAGAAUAUGGCCGACUUCGCCUGAGAGGUUCGCGAGGUUUCAUCCAGAGACACGACGAGCGCAAAGUGAAGCCGCUUCCGCACACACGCAAUAAUAAUUGUCAUGAAGAUGAUUUGGACCACAUAGACUGGAAAUGGAUGUUUCGGAUAAGCCUGAAUUGGCGAAGGGGCCGCUGUGAGCUAGAACGGGUUAGGGAACCAGAGAGUUUCCAAUCUCUUUCCUUACUUGGGUCCCAUGUUCACAGUUGUGCCUUGCUUGCUGGCUCUCUUACAGUGACCACAUCGUUUGAGGCGACUGUAUCACCCGCAAUUUACCUCCACAAACGCGGCACGGCUCCUUACACAUUGAAGGCUCGGCAUAGAGAGCGUAUACCGACGUACAUUACGGCAUUGUCGCUCGAUCAGUCCCCGCCGUCAUGCAGUAAUCACAAGCUUCGGGUAGUAGUAUUCUACGAGAGCGGAGAAUUCUCCGUCUUCCAUGUGGACCAUAACCAACCUCAACAUUCUCGCCUGCUCCUGACGUAUCAGCCUCGAAGUAAGACCAAUAGAACAACACCUAUUAGACAGGCAGCAUAUCAUCAUCCACUGCUCGUGACGUUGUCUCAUUCGUUCAAACUAUCGUUAUACGAUUUAUCGAGCGGCAAUGUUGUACUUUGUCAAACGCUUAGUUCAUUCACGUCUUAUCCUCCUACGUCAAUGGUCUUAACGUCGGGAGCGAGAAAUUAUCGACUUGUCCUAGCAUAUUCGGCACCAGUGUACCCAUCAGACUGGGGUGCUGCGGUUACGGUUCUCACUAUCUCUCAUCCACGUCCCGAACGAGGUAGUGAAUCUGUUCUUCAAGAAAGCGAAGACGAACAAUCAUCAAUACCGUAUAUUGUGACAGCAACGCGGACGGUUUGUGCGUUUGACGUGCCGAAUGGCUGGAUCGACGAUGACGCAUUACGUGCGAUACGAGACCAGUGGGGACGCAGAGCUGCACGAGUGGCCGAUGUACAAACGGACGGGAAAUGGGUUGUCCUCGCGCCGGCAGACAAGCUACCACUUCCUCUCUCGCCACCUUCUUCUUCCUUCUCGUCUUCGUCACCACGAGGUAGCCCGAAGCUUGGAACGACAGCUUGUGCAUUACAACUGUAUCGCUUGUACAUCCCCACAUCUAGUUCCACUGUCUCGGGAAACGGUUUGCGGCUGACGUUUGUGCGAUAUUUGCACGGACAUACCGGACCCGUCGCAGCUCUCGCACUCUCCGACGGGCGAUGUGUGAGUCGAGGUACGGACGGCAGUAUUUGGGUAUGGGAUCUCGAGCGUGGGUGGGGUGUUGAAGUACAAACUGCUGGCAUCACCCCAACACUUGAUCGUCGAUCAGACUCAACUUCAUCAACCAGUGCGAGCUCGGGAAGUAAUAUAGUUGUCUCUGAAGGAGAAUCGGAGAUGGAGAAUGCAAGUGGAUUUGCAUGCGAUGAGGUUCCGAUGGGUACGCCAUUGGGUGCGUUGGUGUUUGAUGAGCGGAGGAUUAUCACUGCAGAUGCAUUUGGCGUCGAAGUCCGGAGUUUUGACAUUUAGCCUAGGAUGUAGGGAUUCAUUCUCUAUGUCGAUCGAUAUUAUUCGCUCUGUUUUGACUUACUAUACUGAUUGUGGGCUUGUGGUCUGGUUUGACAUGCGUCUGGACUAGCUGGCGCUGAGACGACUGUCAUAAACAUAUCACAUUUUGGCAGUUUCUU
This is a messenger RNA of Fomitiporia mediterranea MF3/22, 1980 nucleotides long. RefSeq lists its product as uncharacterized. Gene Ontology annotation, molecular function: protein binding. Bases 26 to 1822 code for a protein of 598 amino acids. Lineage: Eukaryota; Fungi; Basidiomycota; Agaricomycetes; Hymenochaetales; Hymenochaetaceae. The record is from RefSeq and is a predicted model, not a curated record. The transcript has 3 exons.